GAGAACGAAAAGCAUUGCGGAGCCAGCAAGGUGCAGGAAUUGUAGGAACAUGUGGGACCAACACCACAACAGAGCAGAGGAGGAUUUGAUUUGGUCAAUUCGUCCUCGUUUGCAUGGAACAGAUUCUUUUCCAUGACAGCGAUCCUGCACAGUAUAAAGCCCUGCAUGCUAAAACUCGGACAUGUAGCAGGAUCAAUUUCACCUUGGCUGGAGUCUUCCCAUCGUCUUUGCUGCAUUCGUAGGGUUUCGUUAAAUAAUGCAUUUAACCUUCCGCCGAACAUAGAGUUCUACAGUAUGUCAUAGCACUCAUCACACUUGUGGAGCGAAUUUCUUCUUCCCCUUCAAUGUUUCCGUUCUUGCAUUGAUAGCCGACAUCGGAUUGUCUCCUUAGGUUGCACUUUUUGAGGUGGUAUGUGGGGAAGGCAUCCCGCUUCGAUGGUGAGGCCCAUCAGCGACAAAUUGUCUGUCUUAUUUCUAAAUGACGUGAUUUGUUUCUACUUGAAAAGGUAGCGGAAUAUCGGAACGGGAUUGUAUUGCUAAAGGAGACGAGGGGUAUAAAAGUAAUGAUUCUAUAUUCCAGUUUGUGCUGCAUCCGAGAGCACUGUACGGUGAAGUUGAUUGAUGCGGAAGCAAUUUCGCGCGGGGGUUAUUUUUGUACUAGAACACUUCAAUUUAUGAAAAGUGGGCGGUAACCAUUAUUCAGACACGUUCAAGAACACCGCGGACAAAUGAAGAUUGUCAAUGCGCAACCCUUUCAACCAUGUAUGUCAGACGUGGGACGGGGUACUUUCGGUGUUAAUCAUAGCGUAUCUUGGAAACCAUCAACUUGUUUCUUCCACAUCGUUCUCCGGAUUUUCGUGCUCCGGUGAUGCCGAUGGUGGAGAGAAUGGAGACAUAACUAAGGACACAGGGCUGCCAUGGAGCACUUCCGGGACAAAAGGUGGCAAUCAAGAAACACCUCAUGAGCUCCACUACCCCCCAAGAAUCUCGUGAGUUUCAGGCACAGGAAUUGCAAAACCAAAUCGUGGACGUUCACAAGUAAUCAAGAAGCUUAAGAGCUAGCAAGCAAUUUCUGUGAAUUUUUUUUCAUUUUUACUUUAAUCACAAACAUGGUGUGAAUCCCAUUUCAACUCCACGCACUGCACUCCAUUGUACUCUACGCCUCUAGGCAUUCUACCAGCAAUAUUCUUCGAAUGCUUUCAGCGGUUACCUUCUCCUUCUACCUCCCUACGUACUUUAUCCAAGUGCGGUCCUACUUUUUGAGACCCAGUAAACCAGCUCCAACGCAUGAAAGAUAUCUUAGAUACUAUCAGACAUAUUUAAGAUUGAGAUACUAUUGGGACCUAGAUGUUUUGUUUCAUCCUUGUAGGGUUCUUCCCAUCCUUUUUCGCUUUUUACUUUGGCCCCCAUUCAUCUCAUAAGUGAUGGAUAGAGUAGUCGCAGGAAACUUGGAGGACAUCCAAACUGAUUCGGCUCAUAGGAAAAGCGGAGUACACGAAUUUGAAGAGUGGAGAAGGAACGAU
Marchantia polymorpha subsp. ruderalis is the source of this 1523-nucleotide messenger RNA. Lineage: Eukaryota; Viridiplantae; Streptophyta; Marchantiopsida; Marchantiales; Marchantiaceae. The record is from the annotation of a GenBank genome assembly.